AUGCUGAUGAUGGAUGAUGAAGUAAUUAAUGAGGAUUUACUGUAUCACCCAAAAGUACGCUGGUUGUCGCAAGGGAAAAUAUUGAUCAAAAUUUUGUCUUUACGAAGGCAAAUAAUUGACUUUUUCAAAGAAAACAACAAGCAUUGUCAUUUAUCAGAUCCAAAUUUUUUCAGAGAUGUUGCAUUUUUAUGUGAUGUGAUGUCAAAACAAAAUGAGUUAAACAUUUCGUUGCAAGGCAAAAAUAAAUGUAUUUAUAUGUGGCAAAAAACUUUAAAAUUGUCGUUUUUCAAGUUCCUUUUGACUCAAUUAAAACUUUCAGAAGAACACUUUCCUCAGCUUACAAAGGUAUUGAGUGAAAAUGAAGAUGUCUAUGAAUCUUUUGAAAAACAUAACAUCACUCUGAAACUUGUUUUUCAUUCUCACUCAGUUGAUGUAUCAGAGGCUUCCAAAGAGUUACAAAUGUAG
Messenger RNA from Octopus sinensis (East Asian common octopus), 465 nucleotides. Its product is annotated as protein FAM200B-like. Lineage: Eukaryota; Metazoa; Mollusca; Cephalopoda; Octopoda; Octopodidae. The coding region runs from base 1 to 465 and encodes 154 amino acids. The transcript has a single exon. The record is from RefSeq and is a predicted model, not a curated record.